AUGGUUGUCCUAAGACCACAGUCAGAAGUUGGCCAUGCGCCACCCCCUCAGACAGCGUACAGCAUCGUCACCAACUUGCCAGGAUGGGACACGCUCCAGAGCGUUCGCGAUGGAGACAUGUCUCCCAUGGCAAAAAUCGUCCACAUCUACCCGCGCUUUGGACCGACUCAAUUUGCCGGCAAGCUCGGCCAGGCGGUAGCAAACAAACUGGGCUACGAGAACAAGGGCUGCAUGGUUUAUCUCAACCCCAUCAUGUUCCCAUACACCGCCGGCCACGUCAAGAACUCGCACCGCGACGAAGCUGCCAUUGACCCGGAGAACCUCACCUUCAAGUGUGUCGACGUGGCCGGCCACCGCAUCUACGCCGUGAUUUUCGAGCCGCAGCAUGCUAAAGCCCUCAUGCUUAGCUGGGGCAAUCCCGGCCUGGGACUCUCUAUCCGCAUGGCAGAGCAUCUGCUGGGCAACAUUGACAGCCUGGUCGAAGUCCCAUUUGAUGACUACAAGAACCCUCCCAAGCCCACGUUCACGCCCGAUGGUCCAGCGCACCAACUGCUCCGCGAGCGCGUCAACAAGUUUGUCCACCGCGCCUCCAUCAACCCGGAGCUGGUCAAGAGCCAGCCCAGCGAUGUCUAUCUCUUCCCCAGCGGUAUGGCUGGCGUCUUCCACACCACGAACCUGGUGCAACAAUAUCGCGCCGGAACCAACGUCAUCCUCGGCGUAGUCUUCCACAACACCCAGCAUCAUCUGCUCGAAGAGAGCCCCAACGGAUUCAAGCACUUCGGCAAGGUCGACAAGCAGGGCCUUGAUGAAAUGGAGGCAUGGCUCGAAGGGGAGACCAAGGAAGGCCGAAAAGUGAGCUUCGUCAUUGUCGAAUUCCCAGGAAACCCGACCUUGGAGAGCACAGACUUGCCCCGUCUUAAGAAGCUGUCCGAAAAGCACGGCUUUGUGCUGAUUGUCGAUGACACCAUCGCUGGCUUUGCAAACGUCGACGUGCUGGCACACGCAGACAUUGUCCUCACCUCUCUCACCAAGAGCUUCAACGGCAGGGCCGACGUCCUCGGUGGCUCCAUCGUCCUCAACCCUCUCUCCCCCCACUACAGCGAGCUGUCUUCCCGAUAUGCAGAGACUCACAACAACGAGCUCUACGCCGGCGAUGCCGAGGUGAUACUCGCCAACUCGCACGAUUACCUCCAGCGCACACGCCGCCUCAACCGCAACGCAGAGGCCAUGGCCACCUUCCUGCACAGGACAAUUGGCCGCGACGACUCUCCCAUCGUCCGAGUCCAGUAUCCCAGCCUGCUGGCGGACAAGCCCAACUACGAUCGCUUCCUGCGCCGCAGCACCGUCGAGCUGCCCAACCCAGGCUACGGCUGUCUCGUAAACGUCGAGUUUGAGAGCGUCGAGACUGCUCGUGCCUUUUACGACCGCUGCGGCUUCUACUCCAGCCCGCACCUGGGCGGCCACGUCACCAUCAUGCUGGCAUACAACAUGAUGAUGUUUGGCAAGAAGCCGGCGGAGAAGGAGGCAUUUAGAGGAUACAACGCCGCUGAGGAGAGUAUACGAAUCUCCGCUGGUUUGGAAGAUGCCGAGGAUCUGAUUGACACGCUCAAGGAUGCGCUCGAUGCGGCGACUGAAGUUAAGAGAAAGGCUACAUCCAAUGGUACUAGCUAA
This is a messenger RNA of Trichoderma asperellum CBS 433.97, 1671 nucleotides long. RefSeq lists its product as uncharacterized. The record is from RefSeq and is a predicted model, not a curated record. NCBI's taxonomy places the organism in Eukaryota, Fungi, Ascomycota, Sordariomycetes, Hypocreales, Hypocreaceae. Gene Ontology annotation, biological process: transsulfuration. Gene Ontology annotation, molecular function: pyridoxal phosphate binding; cystathionine gamma-synthase activity.